GAAUGUCAUAAAGCUGCAGAGCACCCACCUGAGUGGAAGCUACACAGAAGGUUUUAUUUUCUGCAUUUUCUCCAAACUGGAACACAUGUUGAUCUUUAGAGAAGGGAACAUGAUUUAAAGGAAAUCACGUCACACAUUGGGCUAAGGUCUAAGGGAAAGUGUUUUUACUAUUCGCAAAGAAACAACUUAAGAGUGAUAAAACCAGUAAGUUACCGUCGCGCACACCCCGUUCCAGUGCGCGGCAGCACUGCACCCAAACCUCUCCCUACUCGGUGGACGAAGAAGCGGACUUCCGUUACCUGUUUGAAGCCGCGCUGCAGCAGCAUCUCAUCACAAUGCCCAAAUCAAAGGAAGUGCUGUCCUCCACAUCUGGAAGUGACUCUGACAGUGAAGUAGAGACAAAGGCAAAGAGAAAAAAGUCAACGACACCCGAGAAACCAGCCAAGAAAGCCAAGAGUGGAGAGAGUUCAAAGCCGAGCAGCUCGGCCAAGAGCAGCGGGAACGGCAGCGACAACAUGUUCCAGAUCGGUAAGAUGAGGUACGUCAGCGUUAGAGACUUCAAGGGUAAAGUCCUGAUUGACAUCAGAGAGUACUGGAUGAACCCGGAUGGAGAGAUGAAGCCGGGCAAGAAAGGAAUCUCCUUGAACCCAGAACAAUGGAACCAGCUGAAGGACCAGAUUGCUGAAAUCGAUGACGCAGUUAAAAGAAUAUAAACAUCCCUCUGAGUGAAGAGCUACUUGGAUGUGUUUGUUAGUUUUGUAAAAACCCUUGGGUGUUCUUUUCUUUUGUGAUUUUUGUAGUUUGCUGAUUUAGUUUGUGUGUAGAAGUAGUUUCUGACCCGUUUUAUUCGGUGGUUGGUGAGAACACCUGGUGUAUGUAGUGAAGUUUUAGUAUUGGAUAAUAAAACCAUGCACAAGCUC
Molecule: messenger RNA, 920 nt
Organism: Nothobranchius furzeri (turquoise killifish)
Lineage: Eukaryota; Metazoa; Chordata; Actinopteri; Cyprinodontiformes; Nothobranchiidae
Product: SUB1 regulator of transcription
Biological process (GO): positive regulation of transcription initiation by RNA polymerase II
Cellular component (GO): transcription regulator complex; nucleus
Molecular function (GO): transcription coactivator activity; DNA binding
Source: RefSeq, a predicted model, not a curated record